Messenger RNA from Suillus discolor, 1281 nucleotides. Its product is annotated as activator of Hsp90 ATPase. Gene Ontology annotation, molecular function: protein-folding chaperone binding; ATPase activator activity. Gene Ontology annotation, cellular component: cytosol. Lineage: Eukaryota; Fungi; Basidiomycota; Agaricomycetes; Boletales; Suillaceae. Bases 114 to 1106 code for a protein of 330 amino acids. The transcript has 7 exons. Gene Ontology annotation, biological process: protein folding; positive regulation of ATP-dependent activity. The record is from RefSeq and is a predicted model, not a curated record.
GUAAACUUUAACUUUCAAAUUCUUACAGUCGUCACUACUAUAUUGGUCUGUUCAUCUUCGAGCACAACAGCCUCUGAUCUUUUUUUAUUAUUAUAACCAAGAAUCUGAGCAAGAUGGUCAUGCCAAGUUCUACCGCAAACUGGCACUGGAAAAAUAAAAACGUCACUUCAUGGGCAAAGGAAUGGUUCGAGCGAGAGCUGACAGCUAUCGUGAUCGAAGGAACCGAAGGAAACGUCACGAUUUCUUCUGUGAGGAUCGAAGAUGGUGAUGUCGAGCUGGGUCAGCGCAAGUCAAAGUUGAUCACGAUAUACGACAUUCAAAUGAAGGUAGAUUGGCGAGGGGCCACGAGUGAUGGGACAGAUGUCGCUGGAAAACUCAGUAUCCCAGAAGUCUCGCAUGAAAUCACGCUGGAUAAGCUGUCGGACUAUGUUUACAACUGGACGCUCGACACUGCUUCUAGUCCUGCAGUCAAUGCGCUCUUCGCUUUCGUCAAGACACGUCUUCCAUCUGCUCUCGAGGCCAAGUUUGCCGAGUUCCCUGUAGCGCUCGUCGAUACCCAUGGAAAGGACCUUACUGUCAGCGGGGCACCUAGCCUUUCGGGUACACCACCUCCUUCUACCGAGGCAAAUGCUACGACGGCCGCAUCAGCCUCUACGACUGUUCCAAAACCCGCCCCCGUCAAACAAUCUCAAACUAACAUUAACACAUCCAGUGUGGUCAAGGAAGCGACGUUUAUGGCAGCUUCAGACGAUCUCUUCGGACUCUUUACGGACGAAAGGAGAAUUCCUUCGUGGACUCGUGCACCGGCUCAGUCUGCAGCGCAAGCAGACACUGAGUACUCGUUGUUUGGUGGUGGUGUCAAGGGAAAGUACGUGUCACUGACGCCAGGCAAGGAGAUUGUCCAGACUUGGGCUUUACAAAGUCCUACAUGGCCAUCAGAGCACUUUGCAACACUGACAACGACUUUCGAGCAAUCGUCUGAUUCGACGAAAGUGACGUUCACUCUUGAUGGUGUGCCGAAAGGCAUGGAAGACGAAAUCACGAGGAAUUUAGAGGGAUACUACAUACACGGCCUCAAAUCUAUUGGGUUGGGCACAGUUCUCUGAACGAGUCGCUUCGCGCGGUGAAAGGAAAGGAAAUGUCACUGAGUGUACCGUAGGUCAUAGAGGGCGUGUCUAGGUGAUCAAGAAGAAGAAAUGUGUGGUGUAGGAGGAUUUAUAGAGUAGAACGAAGCGUGGAAUGAUGUAUAGAAUUGGCAGAAAUGGAUACAUUUCGAGUCUU